GGGGAAACGAAUGGAGAAGAGCCGAGAUAUAGCAGUAGUGCAGUAUAUAUUUAUAUGAAAUUAAUUAUUUAUAAAUCAUUAUCGGGCCGGAUUAUUAUUAUUCAGUGACAAGUUUUUUUUUUUAUGUGGAGAAUUGCACCCUGUUCUGUUUCCCAGGCUUACCCCUUGGAAGAGCUUCUUUUUUUAUAUACAUUAUAACCCAAAUGUCAACCUAUCGUCAAUUUUCAUCUAAACUAUUAUCAAAAGUAAGCAAAGUUAAAUUAACAGAAGCGGAUAUAAAGCCUCAACUCGUGUUUAAUGCUGAAAAAGGACGAUCCUUCUGGAGACCACCUCAGGUAUCGAGACGCCUUCAAAAUGAUUUACGUAAAGCAUGUGUACAGACAAACAUAAAGCCUGAAUCGAUUGGAUUACCACCCAUUAGCGUCAAAAAACCACUUCGUUAUAAGCCAAAUAAACUUGAAAAACACGAACGUAUGCGUGCUGAACGACAAGCUAUGAUUCAACGUAAUCUAGAGAAAAUGCCACAAAUCAUUCAAGCAUGGGAGGAAGAUAAAUUAAAGGAAUUGGCAAAACAAAAGACUUCAAUGCCAUUCUAAGGGCACACAUUAUUUGUAUAUAAUAUUUUACAACAGCAAAUACACACACGCACACGCACGUAUAUAUGUAUAUAUAUAUACAUAUUCAUAUAUUUAUAUGUAUUUAUAUUUAUUUCUAUAUUCAUAUAUAUAUAUAAAGGACAUUUUACUUCCUCUCCCUCUUUUUUUUUUUUUCUUUACAAAAUAUACGCUAAGGAAAUAAAUUGCAGAAAUAUAGAAUUUAUAUUAUUAUGUGUUAAUACCCAC
Messenger RNA from Cokeromyces recurvatus, 842 nucleotides. RefSeq lists its product as uncharacterized. Lineage: Eukaryota; Fungi; Mucoromycota; Mucoromycetes; Mucorales; Mucoraceae. The coding region runs from base 204 to 596 and encodes 130 amino acids. The record is from RefSeq and is a predicted model, not a curated record. The transcript is spliced from 3 exons.